Molecule: messenger RNA, 993 nt
Organism: Penicillium atrosanguineum
Lineage: Eukaryota; Fungi; Ascomycota; Eurotiomycetes; Eurotiales; Aspergillaceae
Product: CAZyme family GH35
Exons: 2
Coding region: 1-993 (330 amino acids)
Biological process (GO): lipid homeostasis; mitochondrion organization
Cellular component (GO): mitochondrial outer membrane
Source: RefSeq, a predicted model, not a curated record
AUGGACGUCAAACCGCAAGACCUCGACGCCAAGUCGGUCAUCUCUAUGCAAGAGCUAGAUCCCUCGCCUGUGGACGACUCAACCCCCGAUCUUGAGACCCUCGAAAGCGGCCAAUAUUUGUCUAAGCCUGAGGAAGACAAGCCGAAGCGCACCUGCGGAUUCCCAGCACCGAAACUAGGCCUCCGAGCCCACCGGUGGGAUGCAUUGUUGUCUGGUUUUCAGAAAUACUCGACCUACCCACCGACGGCCUUUUCCGUGCUGCACUUCGCUAAUACCGCACUUUUCCCACUUGUGACCCGCUCCGUGCCCGCAAGCGAGCCCUAUCUCCUGCUCACGCGACCAGUCUACCAGGCUCCAGGUCUGGAGCAUCUCGUUCUCACAAUUCCCGUCCUCACGCAUAUCAUCUCUGGAAUCGCCCUGCGCAACAUUCGUGCAUCGCGACGAGCUCGAUUAUAUGGUGCGGAGACUCGCGCUCAGCGAUCUUUGCUCUCCUCCUGGCCUCGGUUCUCUCUUCAAGCUCGCACAGGGUAUUUUGUUGCGCCAUUGAUCGGUCUUCAUGUUCUGGUAAACCGUGCUACACCGUUGAUAGUGGAUGGCGGGAGUUCCGGUGUGGGGUUGGGCUUUGUUGCCCAUGGUAUUGCGCGCAGUCCCGUGUUCUGGAAUAUUUUCUACCUGCUAUUUGUCACUGCCAGCGUGUGGCACUUUGUCGGUGGAUGGGCUACUUGGAUGGGCUGGAGAGUGACGACGGUCCGCAAAGAGCGUACCAGCAAGGGAUCGCUGGAAGGCUACCUGGGCUAUCCCGAGAACCAAAACCGUGCGAAGAAACAGCGCAAGAUGUGGUGGAUGGUGAAUGGAAUUGCCGCAGCAGGUGCUGCUCUCUGGCUGGCUGGUGCCCUCGGUAUCGUUGGACGUGCAGGUGAAGGUUCGGGUUGGGAAGCGCAAGGGUGGAACGAGAUGUAUAGCCAAGUGCCUAUCAUUGGUGAUUGGUUAUGA